AUGGUUUUGUCGCACACUACACAACAGACGUUCAAGUAUCUUCAGGUCUGUGCUCAAAACAUUGAAAAAGUUGCACCGGCCGCGAUCUGGAUACUCGAUUAUUUUUUGACUUUUGAACGUGAAGUCCGUCUGUUCAGCAACAUGAGCUGCUGGAACAUUGUCACCGUCAUGUUCAUCCUAGCUAGAUAUGCUCCCGUAAUAUGGAUCAUCACCGAAAUAUAUCGGGCAGUCGUCUGCCAGUCACUCUUAGCCCAUAUUCAGCAGAAACGGUAUGGACUUGAUGUGAACCUUAUUCAACGUAAUGAUGCUAAUGGUCUGCUUCUCGUGCGUAUACUUGCCUUAUGGAAUAACAACAGGAAGAUAAAGCUAUUUUUAUUGGCGAGCUACUUGCUUAUCGUCGUCGCCAUGGUCAUUUGCGAUAUACUUCUGGCGCUUCUGCUCGAAAGCAUAUGUGUGCCCACAUCGGCUCAGAUGGUUUCAGACUUUACGAAAAUGGAACACCUGAUAAUGGGCAAGUUUGGUAGCGCAGCACUGUUUGAAUUGAUAGUGAUUACUCUUACAAUGUAUCAUUCAAUACGACUACGGUCUGAUGGUAUACGCUCCAUCGGUAGAGUGGCGUCAACCUUGUUGAAGGGAAGUUUGCUAUAUGCACUGUCACUUCUUGUAAUUUCGAUUAUGAACAUAGUUUCUCUUUCUUUGCCGGCCUCAUCGCAGGAGCAGGGUGGAAUUAUAGUUGUGUUUCAAGGUGUCUUGCAUGGUGUCUUGGCCUCGCGCGUUCUUUUUGAUCUAAGGGAUCUGGGGGAUGCAGGUCAAGUUGAGGAACACGACUAUUUAUUUACCUCGUUUAUAUCCCUUCCUCGCACUCAGCCCGUAUCACCAAUGACUGUCUCACAUGCCGAAAGUAAUGCAUGAUUAUGCCUCACCGUGUACAACGUCAAUAUCGCACGCAUGUCGCAAUCCUGAAAAACAUAGCAACGGCUUGAACAAUCGCACCCUACAUAUGUUCAACGGAGGAUGAAUUGAAUGAUCCAGGAUGACGUUGUAUAUUCAUCCAUCGGAUAUGAGUAUUUUUUGAUCAGAUGUAUUUGGCGCGAAGAGUGAUGCGUUCUUUCCCCCUAGGGUUCUGAUGACAUCAUGGCCCGUUGACAUUGUAACUUCUGCAUCCGCACUGGGUCCGCAGGAACGUCGUAGGUAUGAUCGGAAAUCACCGCUGUUGAUAUCGAGGCGCGCACCUAGUAUUAAUAGCCAAAUAACUGCGGGAAAGAGUUGGC
Molecule: messenger RNA, 1271 nt
Organism: Suillus plorans
Lineage: Eukaryota; Fungi; Basidiomycota; Agaricomycetes; Boletales; Suillaceae
Exons: 11
Coding region: 1-912 (303 amino acids)
Source: RefSeq, a predicted model, not a curated record